AGCCGACUCAAGGCACUUUUAUUUUCAGGAAAAGCCUUCAAGUGGUAGUUAUGAAGAUAUCCGGGGUUAGACUUAUCAAGAGGUAGUCAUGAAGAUGUGCGACUGGCUUAUAUGUGGAAAUUUUGAUAUUUUAAUACAUUGUAUGUGGGUUUUAUUUAAUCCUUCUGAAGAACUUCAACUGUACUUGAACCUGCGUAGGAGGAGGACGAGGGGUGCGCGCGCGCACAUACACACACACACACACACACACACACUCUCUCUCUUUCUCUCUGUCUGUCCUCACCAUCGGAAUCAGUCACUGCAGUCCCCGUAUACCGGUGAGCUACCCCUCUCUUGGUGUCAUUUUCCCGCCUACUGGAGGGACCCCGCGGCUCUGACCUGAUCGUUCCACUAAUUAGCCUCGGUCGAGGAGAAGGUACAGAAAGGAUACCACAGCAAGAUCCAAUGGAAGGAUCUAUGAGAAUGAACGUUAGAGCUUAAAGCAGGGCUUCUGAGAAAUGUUUCCUCGAAAUAUGAACAUGUCUGAUGACCGGAUCAACUGCAACAUCGACCACAAAAUUCACCAGAACCUUUUUUCUGGCACCUACAUCCUGGUCUUAUUAGUGGGACUUCCUACCAAUGCCUAUGCUCUCUAUCAUGCUUGGCUGCAGCUGAGGGCUCGCAAUGAGCUCGGGGUCUACCUGCUUAACCUGACUGUUUCUGACCUGCUGUAUCUGGCCUCUCUGCCUUUCUGGCUGCAGUACUUCUUUUACGGGGAUAACUGGAUGUACAGUGAGCUAGCCUGCAAAGUGUGUGGCUUUCUGUUGUAUGACAACAUCUACAUCAGCAUCGGCUUCUUGUGCUGUAUUUCAAUAGACCGUUAUCUGGCUGUGGUCUAUCCCCUUCGCUUCUCCUCACUCCGCACCAUGAAAGCAGCAGCUCUGGUCAGCGCCAUAGUGUGGGUCAAGGAACUGGCAGUUGGCAUCGUCUUUUUCCAGCACAAGGAGCUGAGCCCCGACACGACUAACCACUCGGUGUGCUUUGAGCACUAUCCAAUGAAGUCUUGGGAGCGUUCCAUAAAUUACUACCGUUUUUAUGUAGGCUUCCUGUUUCCAUUAGUAAUUCUGUCUGUCUCAUACUUUUGGGUUCUGCGGGCUGUUGGCAAGAGUACAGGGACGCAGACUGGUCAAAAAAAACGCAUAAAAAACCUAGUCACCAUCACUAUCCUCAUUUUCCUGGUGUGCUUUUCGCCGUACCACAUCUUUCUGCUAGUGCGGACGUGUCUGGAGUAUGAUUGUCCUUUUAUUGAAAAGAUUUUCAACUAUUAUCACUUCUCACUCCUGCUCACUACUUUGAAUUGCGUAGCUGACCCAGCACUUUAUUGCUUUGUCAGCGAAAGUGUACAGCACAGCAUCCAGCAAGCUGCAGAGGCAUGUGUACAUGUUCUCUGCUGCUGUUCCAAAUGCAAGAGCAGCUACAACACGGACUCUGGUGAGGCAGCAACAACUAUUGACAAUGGCACAGGCACCGCUGUGGUCAAACUGCUUCAGCAAAGCAAGGUUGAACUGUCUAAUUUGUGAUUUUUUUUGUUUUUUUUUUGUUAAUAAGCUUUUCUUUUGAACCAGAAAGAUAAUUUGCCAAAGCAUGUUGCUGUAUGUCUGUGUAUUUUUGUCUUCGUUCCAUCUUUUGUGAUAAAUAGAAGUGCUGUAUACUUCACUAAUGCCUUGUCUAGACCAUAUGCAUGAAUUUGCUGCUGCUGAUUUUAAUGCUUUUGUAUCAGUUUUAUUGAUGUAAUUCUCAGGGACUGUCAAUAACGAGUGCCAUUUAGAUUUCGAGGGAGAAAUUAGUUGGUAAAGGGACAGACCAUGCCAGUCAAUUAAGCCUAUGGAGUUCCAUGUCUUGUUUUGUUUUUUUAUACAGUUUGUAUAUGUUCAAAGAUUAUUUUUAUUUUACAGUUUUAAUGUUUAAUAUGCUGACUGUUUGAUGAGGGAUCAGUACAUAUUUUCAGUGUGUGCUUGCAAAUGUUUACAUUUAAAAUGCAUUUCUAAUUAUUCUAGACCUCUUGAAGAUAUAAUCACGUGUAUAUAAAUUAAAGUAUAUGCCUUUGUUAAUAA
This is a messenger RNA of Clarias gariepinus (North African catfish), 2093 nucleotides long. It is a transcript of the gene gpr68, whose product is annotated as ovarian cancer G-protein coupled receptor 1. The record is from RefSeq and is a predicted model, not a curated record. NCBI's taxonomy places the organism in Eukaryota, Metazoa, Chordata, Actinopteri, Siluriformes, Clariidae. The transcript has 3 exons. Gene Ontology annotation, biological process: cellular response to pH; G protein-coupled receptor signaling pathway. The coding region runs from base 498 to 1559 and encodes 353 amino acids. Gene Ontology annotation, cellular component: membrane. Gene Ontology annotation, molecular function: G protein-coupled receptor activity.